AUGUGGCGUCUACGGCCCUCAGUCGCCGUCAUCGCGGCCGUCUCGGUGCUCCUGCUCUGGUGGCAUCUUCCUCGAUAUCCGGACGCGGAUGUGAAGAGGCUACCCGUCAUCACGACGCAAUACACCCCAGAGGGUGCCACUAUCGAGUACCUACCCGGGACGCCCAAAGGACAUGGACAGUCCUACACAAAGACAGUCGUGGUUGCCAGACAAGAAUCCGAAGACGUGUCGUGGCUGGAGACGUCGAGCCUCAACGUAUCCAAGGCCAUCUACGUGGUGGACAAGCCAUCUCUCUCCCCCGGCUACGAGAUCCCACGCAACAAAGGUCACGAAGCAAUGGUGUAUCUGUCCUACAUCAUCGACCACUACGACGACCUUUCCGACGUCUCCAUCUUCGUCCACGCCCACAGGACGACGUGGCACAACAACGAUCUCCUGGACUCGGACAUGAUCAAGACGAUCGAACAUCUCAGCGACGCCCACGUCAUCCGGGCAGGGUACUUCAAUCUCCGGUGUCACCACGAGCCCGGCUGUCCCGACUGGUUGCAUCUGGAUCGGCCGGACGAGGAACUCGACACGCACCGCAAGAUGGAGGAGCGCGCCUUCUCCCUCGCCGUGUGGACCGAGUUGCACCCGAACGUGCUGCCGCCUCCAAAGGCCAUCUCGCAGCCCUGCUGUGCGCAAUUUGCCGUCUCGCGGGACCGCAUCCGAGCCAUUCCAAGGGAGGAAUACGUCCGGUACAGAGAUUGGAUCCUCCACACCGAGCUCAGUGACGUCUUCUCCGGCCGCGUGAUGGAGUAUACGUGGCAGUUCCUCUUCGCCGGCGUGUCGGAGCUGUGUCCUGCCAUGCACGUCUGCUACUGCGAUGGCUACGGGAUCUGCUUUGGCGGGGCUGAGCAGUUCCAACAGUGGUUUGACAUGCGUGCAGAGAUGCGCCGGCUCCAGGCGGAGGAGGAGGUGCCGGCCGAAGCUGAAGAGGCGAGGGCUAGGGUUCGGGACACGGAGGCGCGGCUGGAGCAAUUGAAGCAGGAAGCUUUCGCUCGGGGCAGCGAUCCGCGGCAGAGAGCUCUGGAGGCUGGACGGCCAUGGCGGGAAGGGGACGGAUUCUGA
This is a messenger RNA of Cladophialophora carrionii CBS 160.54, 1110 nucleotides long. RefSeq lists its product as uncharacterized. The record is from RefSeq and is a predicted model, not a curated record. NCBI's taxonomy places the organism in Eukaryota, Fungi, Ascomycota, Eurotiomycetes, Chaetothyriales, Herpotrichiellaceae. The transcript has a single exon. The coding region runs from base 1 to 1110 and encodes 369 amino acids.